GCAUAAUUAAUUAAUUACCAUUCUUGCAUCAACGAUUCACUAUAUAACAACACCAUCCCAUCAUCAUGAUUUAGUCACAGUGCUGAGACUAAUUUUAUAGAGUUAUUAUAUUCCAAGCAAAGCAAGUAUUAAUUGUAUAAUGGCAGUGUUCAAUAAGUCGUUAUUUUCUUUAUUUUCAGUCUUACUAAUAAUCUUCUGUGCCUUUAGACUAUCCGCCGCAAGUUUCAGGGUAGAGCUGGCGCCGUCCCAGGUGGCGGCGCUGUGUAAGGAAUCCAUCAACCACACUUUUUGCUUCGACUUCCUGAACUCGACCGCCGGCAUACCGGCGGCAGAUCUCCUCGGCGCCGGCAAGAUCACCCUCAAAGUGGGCCACGACAAGGCCCAAGACGCCCGCAAGUGCGUCAAAGCGCUGCUGGCCCAAACAACUGAUCCAAAGCUGAAGGAGAGCUACAAGACGUGCCUGGAAAACUACGGGGAUGCCACCGAUGCCAUUUCCGCCGCAAAGGCUUCGCUGGUCGCGAAAGACUAUGCUACGGCGAACAUUAAGAUUUCAGCUGCGCAGACGGACGCGGACACUUGUGACGACGAGGUGAAAGGGCUGCCGGCGGCGGCGGAAUUGGGUGAAAGGAACCGGUACUUGUUCAAUCUUCUCAACAUUGGUUUGUUAAUUACCAAUAAGUUGGGGGGUUUUCAUGAAUAAUUACCGGUCGUUGUAGGUUGUUAAUGGAUUGUUUAUAAUCGGAAGAAGAAAGUCUUUGAGUUUCAGAGAUCGAGCAUGCCGGUUUCCCGGUGACAGAAAAAUUAUGAUGGAAAAUUGAUGUCAAUUUUAGUAUUUUACCCAUGGUUCAUGAGGUUACUUGAACAAUUUGAUAAGGUUUUCCCCCAGCACUUCUACUAUGCUAUAUAGUAUUGGUGCUUUAAUGUACAACUUAAAGUUGUACCAUAACAUUAAAUGUAUAAGUUUAGG
Molecule: messenger RNA, 967 nt
Organism: Linum trigynum
Lineage: Eukaryota; Viridiplantae; Streptophyta; Magnoliopsida; Malpighiales; Linaceae
Source: the annotation of a GenBank genome assembly